Molecule: messenger RNA, 2185 nt
Organism: Beta vulgaris subsp. vulgaris (sugar beet)
Lineage: Eukaryota; Viridiplantae; Streptophyta; Magnoliopsida; Caryophyllales; Amaranthaceae
Product: protein GLUTELIN PRECURSOR ACCUMULATION 3
Exons: 16
Coding region: 437-1696 (419 amino acids)
Molecular function (GO): protein binding
Source: RefSeq, a predicted model, not a curated record
UGGGCACAGUGCUGUUAAUAUUGCAAAAUCUAAAAUCGUGAUUUUCGGAGGCGUCGUUGAUAAACGUUUCCUCAAUGAUAUUACAGUUUACGAUGCUGGUAAGCUAUGAUGCAUUAUAGGGUUUACGGUUGAGUUACUAUGCAAAUGAAGACAUAAGGAAAACAACUUUCAAGAUAGUGGUAGCGCAUUGCUGGCUCCCAUGAUCUUGCCUGGUCCAGAGCUCCCAUGCAGAAUGUUCAGUUUUGGACCUCCAUGACCAUGGCCAGAUAUAGGCUCUCGUGGCACUAUUCACCCAUGACCAUGGGGAUAAGGACUCUUAUCUGUUCCCGAAGAUAAUAAGCUGUGGUUUCAGCCUGAGUGCAGUGGCAGUGGUUCUGAUGGACAGGUCGGUCCAAGUCCCAGAGCAUUUCAUGUGGCUGUUACUAUUGACUGUCAUAUGUUUAUAUUUGGCGGGCGUUCAGGUGCCAAAAGGCUCGGUGACUUCUGGGUAUUGGACACAGAUAUAUGGCAAUGGUCAGAGUUGACGAGUUUUGGGGACUUGCCUCCGGCGCGCGAUUUUGCUGCUGCUGCACCUAUAGGAAAUCAAAAGAUUGUCAUGUGUGGUGGCUGGGAUGGUAAGAAGUGGCUGUCAGAUGUGUAUGUUUUGGACACAAUAUCGCUAGAGUGGACGGAGCUCUCAAUUUCAGGGACAGUGCCUCCUGCGAGAUGUGGUCAUACUGCUACGAUGGUUGAGAAACGAUUGUUAGUCUAUGGUGGAAGAGGUAGCACUGGAAUUGUGGGGGAUUUUUGGGCUUUAAAGGGGCUCAUAGAGGAAGAAAAUGAAACACCUGGUUGGACCCAACUGAAGCUUCCUGGUCAGGCUCCUUCCUCCCGAUGUGGUCAUUCUGUUACAUCUAGAGGGCACUAUCUAUUACUGUUUGGAGGGCAUGGGACGGGUGGUUGGCUUAGUCGUUAUGACAUUUACUACAAUGACUGCGUCAUCCUAGACAGAGUAUCUGUGCAAUGGAAACGGUUACCUACAAGCAAUGAGUGCCCACCAGCUCGAGCAUAUCAUUCCUUGACCUUAAUUGGCUCACGCUAUCUGUUAUUUGGCGGCUUUGAUGGGAAAUCUACUUUUGGAGAUUUUUGGUGGUUAGUUCCCGAAGAUGAUCCUAUUUCAAAGAGAUUAAACCCAUCUUUGUCAAAACAUCCUCAUGAGGACAAGGAAGUAUCCACUUCUGAUUCAACAUUGCAGUCUGUCCUGAAGAGAAGCCAAGAGCAAGACUCUGCUAUCUCAGAACUGCAAAGAAGAAUCAAGUCUUUUUCUUUGUUUUCUAUAUCUGAGCUUCAGAUUUUGGAUGAAUCAAAUGACAAGGAACUGCAUGACUUAGCUCGAAAGCUCAUGGAAGGAAGAGAAUCUACUCAUGAUGCAAUUUCACUUGCUCAGGCAGUUCAGAUGCUUCGUGAUCACUGGAAGAAUGCCGAAUCUAGAAUCAUCGAGUUAAGACAACUGGGGCCCUUGCUUCGUGACUAUCAACGCUUGAUUAAGCAUCGUUAUCUGACCAACAUUAGUUCUGACAAUUAUCCAGCAUCUCUUGGAUUUCUCUCUUUUGGAAGUUCUGCUUAUCAGUUCUAUCAUAUCAAAGAUGCUUCUCAGUUGCGUAUGGAUGAUAUUCCGAAGUUGCUGUCAGAAUACAGAGAGAUUCUGGGUGAUUGAUGUUGAUUCCCAGCUACUAUCUAAAUUGAAAUCAAGAAAAGAAUUUAGAGUUGGUUUUGGCAUCUUCAGUCACCUGUAAAAGUUGUGGUUUAUCAUCCAUUGAUAUAUUAGGGUAUUAGCUGCUUUCCUACUACAGGUACUAAUUGUUGCCAGGGAUGUGUAUCUCCCGACUCCCUCUCUCUGAUCUAGAACUGCGAACAAGAAGAGAUCGUGAAAGCAAGACUUUUUUUUCCAACCACUGUCGUCAAGGUGGAAACCGGGCCAUUGAGCUUCCUUGUUUAUGAGUCAUCAUUCUGUUCCUCUGUUAUUUUCUGGAGGGCGUAAAGCCUAACUUACCAUUGAUGCUGUUUAUAUUGAGUAAAAUCUUUCUACCGUUCUUCUCAUACCCUAUUUCAUUUGCAACAAUAUCUCUGUACAUACCUCCCCUCCCUUAUUUCUUUUUAUGAAUGAAGGUUUUGGUCAAUCUAUUAAAAUGUUCUGUUUGGUUCA